AGAUGCCAAGGAGGCCCACAAGUGACGAGGCCAUGCGGGCAGCAAGGUUCUUCCUAGAGGGUUUCAUCGAGAGGACCGACAGCCAGGAUCACAUUCUCCCCAAGAAUGACACCUUCUCCCCCUUCUCUGGGUUUUGCAGAGUUUUUCCCCAGUUCUCGAAGAAGAAAGACGGAGGCUCUGCCACUGACGGGGUUUCAAGGGCAGCUUUCAACAAGAUUUGUCUCGAGUACUUCGAGGAAGGGAUGAGAAAGCCGGCGAGGAACGGCAACCCUGGUGCUCUCGAGGCAAACCUUGCGCAGCAGAGAAGGCACUUCCUGAGGGGGCGCUGGAGGGAUCCCAGCAUUGCAAGGGACUUGGCUGAGCUGAAAAAGUUGUGGUCGAGCAUGACCCCAGAGCAAACGAAUGCCUCCAUCGCUCUUCUGGAAGACUUCUCCAGGUGGAAGCCUGGUCCAGCAGGGAGGGGAGGGGAGAGGCUCACGCGGAAACGUGGGAGUGAUUCGGAGGAUGAGAGUGAGGAUUCGUCAUCGUCGCACCCUACUCCUCCUGCUCCGAAGCUCUCGCGCACUGGGGACGUCCGGGGGGAUGCCCAGCACCUGGAAUUGCUGUGCAAAGUGGCCUUUGGAUCGUCGGAGGUGAGCUCCGAUAAGAAGCCUCCUCUUGUGCCGACGUCACUGGCAAACCCGAGCUUUCAACAUGAGGCUAACAAGGAUCUGUCAGAGGUACCUAAGAAGGUGGAGAAGCAUUCAUGGAAUGCCAAGAGUCAAGACUCUCCAUCCAACAGGUCUCCUUGUGUUCAGCCUAAGCUGGCGUGGCCGGUGAACGCUCCCUCUGCCCCUGCUGUCAAUACCUCGUCCUCCGCUCCUGCUCAAGCCAGCAAGCCUUACAAGCCGCCUGGCUCUGUCGCUUCUAUUCUUGAGACUCCUCCUCUUGUACCACAGCAUGUUCGCUCGGGUUACAACUUGGUGUCUGAUAUGAACCCUCUCUCGCUCGGCGAAUCGCACAAUCAGCGUGCGGAGUCUGUUUCUGCACCCUUUGCAAGCUUGUUCCGGUUGUCGGCAUGA
This is a messenger RNA of Guillardia theta CCMP2712, 1061 nucleotides long. RefSeq lists its product as hypothetical. Lineage: Eukaryota; Cryptophyceae; Pyrenomonadales; Geminigeraceae. The record is from RefSeq and is a predicted model, not a curated record. The transcript is spliced from 7 exons. The annotation marks the transcript as partial.